This is a messenger RNA of Melopsittacus undulatus (budgerigar), 1941 nucleotides long. Its product is annotated as methylcrotonoyl-CoA carboxylase beta chain, mitochondrial-like. Lineage: Eukaryota; Metazoa; Chordata; Aves; Psittaciformes; Psittaculidae. The record is from RefSeq and is a predicted model, not a curated record. Gene Ontology annotation, cellular component: mitochondrion; methylcrotonoyl-CoA carboxylase complex. Gene Ontology annotation, biological process: L-leucine catabolic process. Gene Ontology annotation, molecular function: methylcrotonoyl-CoA carboxylase activity.
AUGCCUUCAGCGUUUGCCCUCCCGUGGCACCGUUACCUGAGGCACCAGCGCUGCCUGACGCACAGGAGCCCCGUGCUCGGGACAGACCCGGAGCCGGGACAGCGGGGCCGAGCGGACCGAGCCCUGCACACCCAGGGCCGCAGGGGAGCGGAGGUCCCGCAGGCCCGGUACCGGGGGCCCCCUCAGCACCGGGGCUGGGGCGCGGGGUCCAGCCGAGGGUAUGGGGUGGAUGCGGUGGAACGAAAGCUGUUUUCUUCUGAUGCCAGCACGCAGGCUGCAGGGCUCGGGCUCGGCAGGACACCCGGCAUGCUGCCCUGCCGCUUAGCGAGCAGGGAAGCGAAAUACAGACAACAGGCACCAGCUUAUCCUGCUCUGGACGGACGCAUCCGGCAUGCGUUUGAAGACAGUCUAAGGAACAGAGAGGCUGUUGUUGAAAGAUCCUCGGAGCUGCUGGAGCUGCUCAGGAAAGGAGGGGGACAUGAGGCCGUCAGCCAUCACACCCAGAGGAACAAGAAGCUGUUUGCGCAGGAGCGCCUGAAGCUGCUGCUUGACCACGAGUCUUUCCUUGAGCUGUCUCCACUGGCAGGGCUCAACAUGCCCUAUGGGGAUGUCCCUGUUGCUGGGUGCCUUACUGGAAUUGGCAGAAUCUGUGGGGUCUGGGGUGUUUUCAUGGCAAACGAUGCAGCUGUGAAAGGAGGAAUGAUUUAUCCCAUUGGGGUGAAGAAACACGUAAGAGCUCAAGAAAUAGCCAUGCAGAACAGGCUGGUACCUGUGUACCUGGUUGACAGCAGGGGAGCAUUCCUGCCACUGGAGGCAGAGCUGUUUCCUGACAAGUCACACGGUGGCAGAGUUUUCUACAAUGAAGCGAUAAUGUGCCAGGAGAAUCCCUCAGUUUGUUUUCUAUCAAUUGGAAAUGAGGUUUCAAUAUUAAUAAUCAAUAAUGUUCUCUCUCCCAGUGUCUGUGGCUGCAGUGACCAUUUUGCAUCUUCAGAAAAGGAAGCCUAUGAAUGUGUUCGAAACAUUAUCCCCACACUGAAUGAUGAACCCCUGCCAGAGGAGGCCAUAGAGCACGGCAGCCCUUUGUAUAGCUCUGAUGUGCUCCCGGGACUGGCACCAUGGGGUUACAAGUGUACUCUUCCCAUCAAGUUGAUCCUGAGCCGUCUGCUGGAUGGAAGCAGAUUCCAGGAAUUCAAGGCUAAUUACGGAACCACAUUAGUAACAGGAUUUGGCCAUGUGGAAGGGCACUUCGUGGGGAUAGUGGCCAACAACAGUGAGCUGCCUCAUGAUGCUUCUCUCAAGGGUACCCACUUUGUGCAGCUGUGCAGCCAGCAGAGCAUUCCCAUCCUCUUCUUCCAGAACACAGCUCCACAUGCAGCAGAGCCAACAAGCGUCUCACAGGCAGAGGCUCGCACCAGCAGAUUGAAAGCCCAGACCUCCAUGAUGGCUGCUGUUGCUUGUGCUGCUGUUCCCAAAAUAACCAUUGUAGUUGGUGGCUGUUUCAGGAGCGAGAGUUACAUUAUGUGUGGGAGAUCGUUCAGCCCAAAUUUCUUGUUCUUGUGGCCUAAUGUAAGGGUUGUUCUUGUGGAUUCAAGACAUCUCUCCACAGUCCCACAGGCUGGGGACAGUGACCACAGAGGAGAGGAAGCAGAGCUAAAACAGCUUAAAGAAAAGCUAGAGGAAGAAAGCAGUGCAUUUUACUCCUCUGCCAGACUCUGGGAUGAUGGCAUAAUUCUACCUCAAAACACUAGAAAGGUGAUUGCACAGUGUUUGAAGAUCACGGAACAGCCGAAGUACCAGGUCAUGUGUCGGUGUCAGCAUCCUGUCACCAGGAUGUCACUACGGCCACAGUCAAAUCAGCCCUUUGAACUUGCACCAUGUACUAGAAAUCUUUAAUAUAAGCAAUUUUCUAACUCUUUGAUAGCAUUAAUAAAAACACUGAAC